AUGGACCCAGCACGCUUUUAUGGCACUGCAAAACAUGUAAACAUCAUUCCAGGUGAUGGAGACAUUAGUGACGAUGAUGUUGAUUCGGAUUGUGACGAUAAUUGUAAUAUUGGCUCCAUUAGUUUAACUCCUAAACGACAUAUCAUUAUACCGGAGUCAGAAUCAGAUUUUUCUGAGGAAGACGACGUCCCUUUGACAAGUAUUCAGACGGCAACAACGUCUAAAGCCAAAGGAAAAUCUGUUAAAAAGAAACGAGUUAUCUGGAAAGAAGAAAAAAUGCCAGCUUACGACGUCUACAAUUUUCAAUUUACGGGUAAUACAGAUUUACCGGACACUAUAAAACAACUGGAUUCUCCGGCAGAUGUGUUCAGGUUCUUGUUCACAGCUGAUAUUAUUCAUUUCAUUACGGAGCAGUCUAACCUCAAGUCUAUUCAAGAAAAUAUUAAUAAUCCAGCUAUGAUUACGACCGAAGAUAUCGAAAAAUUUAUAGGAAUUGUAAUCUUUAUGUCCUGCGUAAAGUUACCUGCAACCAGAAAGUACUGGUCAAAAGAAGUUGGACAGACGCAGGUCUACGAAAUUAUGACUUGUAACAGAUUUGAAUCAAUCAAAAGGUUUUUACAUUUCAAUAAUAAUGAGAAUUUUGUACCUCGAGGACAAGAUGGACAUGACAAAUUAUUUAAAAAUUCGGCCUUUAUUGAAUAUGAUUCGUGA
Molecule: messenger RNA, 711 nt
Organism: Danaus chrysippus (African queen)
Lineage: Eukaryota; Metazoa; Arthropoda; Insecta; Lepidoptera; Nymphalidae
Source: the annotation of a GenBank genome assembly